This is a messenger RNA of Daldinia vernicosa, 1066 nucleotides long. RefSeq lists its product as uncharacterized. The transcript has a single exon. Lineage: Eukaryota; Fungi; Ascomycota; Sordariomycetes; Xylariales; Hypoxylaceae. Bases 242 to 901 code for a protein of 219 amino acids. The record is from RefSeq and is a predicted model, not a curated record.
AUUAUAGGACAGGUAAUUGCAUUUGCUAGCACCUAACAUUUGGCUGAAUACAGCCAUGUUGGCGGAUGACUUUGUAUAAGUCUCCAACUCAGCCAUCCAUCUAUUGUUUUCUCGAAUAGUAGUAGCAAAUUAACUCUUAAUUCAAGCCUGGCGGCUUAUUACCAUAAAAUACCUGCCUGUCUACUCUAAUAUCUAACCUCUUACAAAUUAUCCAGCAAGGUAAGAGAGGUCGAAAGUAAAUAUGUCUCCUCCAAGACGAACCCGCAGAACGGACCAAGACACCUUCACGCGCACGGGUCCGGAAGCCGUGACUUACGACCUCUCGGUGCGCGACCAGGCCACGAUUCGGGUCCCGGUUGGCUCUGCGUGGACAUCCGGGCCCCAUUGGCAUGAUUCGCAUACGGAGUUCCUGCAGGUAUUAGCCGGUCGCGCGCGCGUCACGCUGUCCGGUCGGAUAUUUUGCGUCGGUCCUGCUGACGGCGCGGUCACGGUGCCGCGGGGCUUGGUGCAUGAGUGGCGCCGCGCUGAUCGGAAGGAGGAGGGAUACUUGGGCGUGGCCGAGCAAGAUCAAGAUACAGGGGCUGAUACGGAGGAGGAGGAGGAGGAGGAGGAGUUAGUCGUGAGAGAAUGGACGGAGCCGAGGGACGGCGCGAAAGAGAUGUUCUUUCGGAACUUGAACGGGAUUAUCCUGGAUGCUACCGCGGGGGGUGGUGCUUGGAGCGACGACGCGCUCGUGACGCUGGAGCUGUGGAAUUUGUUCUGGAGAGCGGAUAAUUAUCCGGUUACGUUGGGCGCGGGGUGGGUUGGCGGUUUGGCUACUAGGGCGGCGAUGGGGGUUGCGGUUGCGAUGGGGUGGGUGUUGGGACGGAGGGGGGUGUAUGGGGAGUAUGGCGAGAGGUGAUUACCUAUGUAUGGCCGCUAUCUUCAUCGACGCCCCGACUCUUCUCCUUUUCCGUCUUCCAUUCUCCAGUCUGUGGGUUAUAUUCAAGGAGAUACAGUACUUCCGUGCCAGCUUCCCCUGCAUACUCGUAUAUGAUCUCCAGGUUUGGCUCGCCAUAGUUCCCUA